This is a messenger RNA of Volvox carteri f. nagariensis, 1053 nucleotides long. RefSeq lists its product as uncharacterized. The record is from RefSeq and is a predicted model, not a curated record. Gene Ontology annotation, cellular component: extrinsic component of membrane; phagophore assembly site membrane; cytosol. The annotation marks the transcript as partial. Gene Ontology annotation, biological process: autophagy of mitochondrion; protein lipidation; protein localization to phagophore assembly site. Gene Ontology annotation, molecular function: phosphatidylinositol-3-phosphate binding; protein binding; phosphatidylinositol-3,5-bisphosphate binding. The transcript is spliced from 8 exons. Lineage: Eukaryota; Viridiplantae; Chlorophyta; Chlorophyceae; Chlamydomonadales; Volvocaceae.
GAGGAAAUCCUUCACGUUGGCUUUAACCAGGAUUACGGGUGCUUCGCGUGCGGAACAACUAAUGGGUUUCGAGUCUAUAAUUGCGAGCCUUUUAAGGAAACGUUUUGUCGAGGCUUCAACAACGGUGGCAUAGGCAUUGUGGAGAUGCUUUUCCGAUGUAACAUUCUGGCAAUUGUAGGGGGCGGGGCGGCUCCAAGGUACCCCCCAACGAAGGUCAUGAUAUGGGACGACCAUCAAGGCAAAUGCAUCGGCGAAAUGACCUUCAGGAGUCAGGUACGAGCCGUUCGGCUCCGUCGCGACCGCAUCGUGGUGGCUCUAGAGCACAAGGUGCUGGUCUACAACUUUGCCGACCUGAAGCUUCUGCACCAGACGGAGACGUGCGCCAACCCGCGUGGUCUGGUGGCCAUCUCCUCAACAGCCGCCAUGUCCUCCGCGUCCGACAACACGGUGCUGGCGUGUCCGGGGUUGCACACGGGACAGGUUCGCAUUGAGCUGUACGACCGGCGGCAAACCAAGUUCAUUCCCGCGCACAACAACGCACUGUCUUGUCUGGUUCUGUCCAUGGACGGCAAGAGGUUGGUGACGGCAAGUGAAAAGGGCACCUUGGUCCGUGUGUGGAACACAGCCGAUGGGCAGCUGCUGCAGGAGCUCCGACGUGGUGCCGAUCCAGCUCACAUUUACAGCCUGGCCCUUAGUCGCGAUUGCGAGUGGCUCGCCCUCACCUCGGACAAGGGCACCGUGCAUGUAUUUGCCCCGCUGCUGUGUGAUGAUGGCGCUGAAACCCCCACGGCCUCCUCCCCUUCUUCCGUACAGGGCUACGUGCCGGCCAUUCCGCUUCCUAAGUAUUUCAACUCCGAGUGGUCGUUUGCUCAAUUCCGCAUCCACGACGAGCCCGCGGCCAGUGCCGGGCACCCGCUUCCGUCCAUUGUGGGCUUCGGUGCGGAACCCAACACGGUGCUUGUAGUGACGGCGGGCGGCUCGUUUUACAAGGUGGCCUUUGACCCGGCCAAGGGUGGGCAAUGCAGCCAGUUGUCAUAUUGCAAGUUCUUAGAG